AUGGCAACUACAGAGGAAAAUAUGUUUGCACUUCUUUGUAUUGCUGUGGUAUCGUUAUUCGGAUUUGUCGGCAAUGGCUUAUCACUUUAUAUCACAACUACAAAUUCACAUUUUCAGAAUGCCUAUGGCACUCUCCGUACCACAUUUUUGUUGUGUAAUAUACAAACAAUAUCAGUUUUAUCGAUUUGGAGUGCUGUUGUUCUACUAACGGAUUCUCGUGAACUAUCAUCACCGACAUAUUUCAUAGCCUUAAUACCCGGAUGCUUGGCAAAUGUGUCUUUUUACGGGACAAUAUUGAUAAAUCUGCUAAUUGCAGUGAAUAGAUAUUGCGCAUUUGCAUAUCCUCUGAACUAUCACUUUUAUUGGACCGUAGCGAAAGCUCGCUAUGCUGGAAUUAUUGUCUAUUUCUUCGGGUUUCUACCGUGUUUGCCUAGCAUUUUUGAACCAUGUACCCUUAUUUUUAAUGCGGAGUUGGAUUUCCGUUGGAGCUAUAGCAAUACGAGUUGCGGUAAUAUAAAUUCGAUGUUCGAUACAGUGUUCGCCAGUUCAAUAAUGAUCAUAGCGGGAUGCAUCGACUUCAUGACGUUUUUGUGGAUUAGAAGUCACCGUAAGUUAAAAAAUGUGCGAAAGCUGACGAAUCGUUCUUCCAGCCGUAAGAAUGACAUAUACUUCUUUAAACAGAGCUAUAAAUUGUUUAUUCGUUUCCAGUCAUGUAUCAGUGGACUAGCGGUGAUUACAUCUGCUUUUGUCUUUAAUAUUGGUCAACAUUAUCUGACAAAUAAAUGGGCUUUAUUUGCUGUCACGACAAUUAAUUGGGUAGUAACGCAUGCAUUGGAUGGAUUUGUUGUGUUGAUCUUCAAUCGAUAUUACAUCGACAGUUCAGAAAAUAAUAGUUGUCGAUAA
This is a messenger RNA of Cercopithifilaria johnstoni, 903 nucleotides long. Lineage: Eukaryota; Metazoa; Nematoda; Chromadorea; Rhabditida; Onchocercidae. The record is from the annotation of a GenBank genome assembly.